UCUUCUAAAACCGAGCUUCUGUAAAGCUCCCUCUGUUUAUGCGUUUGAAAAACCAAGGAGGUUUCACACAUGGGUUUACAUGUUUCCUGAUUAGUGAGAUGACAACACAGCGCUCACAACUGACUGGAGCCGGCAGGGUGAUGAGAUCAAAGUAGAAUAAAGAGCAGAAGACAGAACGACAGAGCAGAUGACUUUGGAGACAAAAAGCCAUUAUUGAAAUUAAUAUGAUGGGUAGUAUCAGUCUGUUCAUUCUGCUGCUCCACUAUGCAUCCAUGUGCUGGGCUUUCCUGCCCAACUUCUGGUCUCGAGUGCUGACAUUGUCGUGGGACUCUUAUACACACCAGUAUAUGACAGAGCAGGCUCUGCACAACGUCACCUUGGAGACUAUUAAGAUGAUGCCUGACCACUUUGGUGGCCAGGAGCAGGUUGACCUAGGUCGGGCAUUUUGGAAAUCCAUGGGUGAGGUGGUCGGCGCCAAUGCUGCAAUGGACUUCCUGAGUUCUACGCGAUCUGACCCGGUGUAUCACUUUGACUCAGAGAGAGUAGAAGGAAGCACAGAGAUGAUGCGGGACUUCUGGAAGCAGGCAGUUCUGUUAACUCGGAAGAAGGAUUAUCAGGGAGCGAGAUAUAUCCUGGGACAGCUCCUCCAUGGCUUACAGGACUUUUAUAGCCACAGCAACUGGGUGGAAAUGGGACAGCAUACCGAAUACCUUCAUCUGUUGCACCCCAAUGAGCCGGCAGUACCUAUAGCUUCAGAGGACACGCCUACCUGUGCUGCAUGUCAUCGAUUCAGUUGCUAUAAUAAUUUAUUGGAAGAGCUUGUCAGGGGUUCACCAGAACCUCUUCUGACCACUGGAUAUUUCAGCACUUACCCAGCCAAACCUAUAGGGAAGUGCAGCCAUGGUGGUAUACUGGACAGCAGUCGUCACCAGGCAGCUGAGGGUGGCAUUAAUAAGGACAGCACGUCCCCUCUCUUCUCGCCACACCACUUCCUUCAUAAAGAGGCUGCGCAGCUUGCUUCCAAGGCAACUGUUAGAGUGCUCCAUGACCUCAGAGAUGAGGUGGGACCCAUGAGCUUCCUCAGAUUCCUCAGCGUCAAACAGCCUCCAGCCCUUGUGUUUGUCAUAGACACGACAGGUAGCAUGUUUGAAGAGAUCACAGCUGCUCGUCUCCGUGCCCUGUCCAUCAUUCAGGCACGAGCGAGGAAUCAUGAACCUGGGCUUCCUGGCACCUUCUUGCUCAUCCCCUUCCAUGAUCCAACUGUAGGCCCCGUUUUGGAGACAGACGACCCCAAUGAAUUCCAGCAGUUCAUGGAGAAUUUAAUGGCUCUUGGUGGAGGAGAUGAACCAGAGAUGUGUCUCUCUGCUGUUCAGCUGGCUCUGAUCCAUAGUCCACCUCUGUCUGAGAUUUUUGUUUUCACUGAUGCAUCCCCUAAAGACAGCCACCUGUACAGCACUGUCAAAGCUCUCAUUUUAGAAAAACAGAGCAAGGUUACCUUCCUGUUGACUGACGACCCAAGUCAUAGAGAGAGAGUGAUGAGCAAGAGGAAGAAGAGAGCAACCCUAUCUCCUGACAGAUUCUCUCUGUACUCCUCGCUGUCCUCCUUAUCUGGAGGGAUGACCAUCUUCACCACUAACAAGGAUAUCCAUAAAGCUUCAGCCAUCGUGGAAGACAGCACCACUUCCAGCAAGGUGACUCUGUUUCAUGCAGAAAGUGAGGCAGAUUCAUCACACUCCUUCACUAUCGACCAAGCAGUAAGAUCCGUCAGGCUCCAUGUUGCUGGAAAACUCACACACUGUGUCCUCAUCAACCCUAAAGGUGCUCGUCAGUCUCUUCUUAGUGAAGCAGGUCCUCUGGGUGCGCUGGAUCAGUCUGACGGUCUGUACCGAGUCAGCCUUCUGCCGCCUAUAGACCCUGGCCACUGGCAACUCAGCGUCACAUCCCAUGGACCUAUCACAUUUAAUGUCUUAGGAGAAAGCACAUUGGACUUUUUCUAUUACUUUGCAGUAGAGGCAAAUGAGACUCACCCAGGGCUACGGAGAGUAGAAGGCAGUCCUAUUGCAGGUGUACCAGCUUUUAUAGUGGUGGCUAUAACAGGCCUGUCCACCAAUGAUGAAGCUACUUUCAGUCAUGUGACCUUGCUAGGGUCCAAUGGGGAAGGGUUUCAAAAGGUAUUACUGAAUUCUUCAACUUCCAAUUGGUCAGGAGAGGAACUGGUUGGCUUCGUUGAGUCAGUUCCCAGGAAGCCUUUUAGUGUGUGUCUCUGUGGAAAAGACAGAAGUGGGAAUGAGCUUGAGAGAGUUUCCACUGAGAUGGUUCAGCCCACACAUGUACAUAUUAUGGUGCUCUCAGCACCUCAUCUUCUUCCAGGUCAUCACUCCACAGUUUUGUUUGAAGUGUUUAACCAUGGUCCUGAACGCCAUUUCAUAGUGACUGCUGAAGAUGACCGUGGCUUCCUCUCGCAUGGCAAACACCAAAGGUUGUUUAUAAAAGAGAGAGGAUCUGUGAGGGAGGAGGUCAGGCUGAUUACUCCGCACUCCACCCAGGCAGGUCAGACACUUACAGUGACCCUUACAGUCCAGGCACAUGACUCAUCAGAUGCCAACUAUGCUGUUGUAUAUCUUCUGGUUUUACCAGAGGAGCCUGACAUGUCUCCUCCAUCAUGUUCUGUGAUGCAAGUGAAGGCAGACUGUCCUCCUCUUUCUCAGUGCUUUCUGGGUAACUGGAGUGUCUACCUGACCGUGAAGGACAGGGGUCACUCUGGCUUGGCAAGCAUACAACUUGCUGUAGGACAGGGCACCCUCAUGCUACUCCAUGACGAGGCCAUUGGGGAAAAUGACAACUCUUUGAUGCAGCUCCCUGAGGAAACAUAUAUAAGUCCCCUGAAGCAGCUCCACGAGGAAGCAACAAGGCAUCAGCUGCACAGACACUCAGCACGGCUCAAGCAGACAGCCCACAGACUAGCAAAAGUCAGAUUAGUGCAUGGUGACCCUCCAGUAAACAUUAGUGAGUGGGCAAGGAGAAAGCACAUAAUGCUGCAUUAUACUUCAGAGUGCUGUGUCCCUCAGGCAGAGCUGCUUGUGUGGGAUGGAGCAGGCAAUAUGAGGAACUGCAGCCUGACAUCCAGCCAACAGAGGGGACUGAGAGAGAAAAACAGUGCAGCGAAUGGGAUUGCAUAUACACUUCUAACGCUUGUUUUAUGGACCUUGUUAGGAUUGGACACAAUUUGUGCAUAGCAAAGUUUGAAACUCAUCUCGAAAGUGCUUUAAAAUAAAUGAAACAGACAAAACAGGACAAUGAAUAAAAAGUGUUGGAUUUUGAAGAAAUCAUUUUGAAUAUUGUGUGGCAUGGUGACCUAACGUGUAGUGCUGCAGCUUCACAGCUCCACGGUCACUGGUUUCUGGGCUUCUUCACAUCUUCUCCCCAUGGGUUUCCUCUGGGUUCUCUGGUUUCCUCCAACCUCCCAAAAACAUGCCAGCAGGUCAACUGGCUACAUUACAUUUCCCCCUAGGUGAAAAUAUGUCUGCAUCCCAUCCAGGGUGUACUCACCCUGUGUUACUUGAAUAGGCUCAAGAUGCAUCCUGACCCUAACCCGGAAAAAGCAGUUACUCAAGAUGACUGAAUUUUGAAUAUUUUACAGACACUUAUGAUUUGAAUAUGUCUGGGUAGAUGUGUUAAUGGACCACUCAACAAUGAAUUAUAUUUAUAGCCAUUAACCAACGGUCAUCGACCCUGUUCCUGGAGCUCCACCUUCCUUUAGCUCUAACCAUAAUCAUGCCUGAAUGACCAUCUAAUCAAUGCCUUAAGAAGUUCUUGAUCAACCAAAACAGGUGUUUAACAUAUUUCACGUACAACCCAAAUUGAUUUUGGUUGUAGAUGAAACCUGCAGGAAGGUAGAUUUCAAGGAAGAGGGUUAGUGACCACAGCCAUAAACAAAAUACAUAUGUAUAAAAAUACCUAUAAAUAUGUAUUAUUGUCUUUACAUUUCGUACAUAAAACAUUCCACCCUGUUAUUGAUUAUUUUCUAAUAACAGCACAACCUAAGUGUUUUAUUCCACUUGCAC
This is a messenger RNA of Ictalurus furcatus (blue catfish), 4064 nucleotides long. RefSeq names its product von Willebrand factor A domain containing 7 (gene vwa7). The record is from RefSeq and is a predicted model, not a curated record. NCBI's taxonomy places the organism in Eukaryota, Metazoa, Chordata, Actinopteri, Siluriformes, Ictaluridae. The transcript is spliced from 17 exons. Bases 225 to 3236 code for a protein of 1003 amino acids.